AUGAUGCAAGCUCUCAAAUGUGUAGUUGUCGGUGAUGGUGCAGUCGGUAAGACUUGUUUGCUUAUUUCAUACACCUCCAAUGCAUUCCCAGGUGAAUAUAUUCCAACUGUUUUUGAUAAUUAUAGUGCCAAUGUAAUGGUAGAUGGUAAAGCAUAUAACUUGGGAUUGUGGGAUACUGCCGGUCAAGAGGAAUACGAUCGUCUUCGUCCAUUGUCAUAUCCUCAAACCGAUAUCUUUUUAUUAUGUUUUUCAGUCAUUUCACCAUCAUCUUUUCAAAAUAUUUCAUCAAGAUGGGCACCAGAAGUUCAACAUUAUAAUGGUCAGAACGCACCAACCAUAUUAGUUGGAACCAAAAUUGAUAUGCGUGAAGAUCGUGAAACUCUCGAGCGUCUCAGAGAUAAGAAUUUACAACCAAUCAAAUAUGAACAGGGUCUCCAGAAAAUGAAGGAAAUAAAUGCAGCCAAAUACGUAGAAUGUUCAGCACUCACACAGAAAGGUCUCAAAGCAGUAUUUGAUGAAGCAAUCAGAAUGGUUGCAAAUCCACCAUGUAACAAAAGAAAAUCAAAGAAACAACAUGGAUGUUUAAUCUUAUAA
Heterostelium album PN500 is the source of this 594-nucleotide messenger RNA. RefSeq names its product Rho GTPase (gene rac1C). The record is from RefSeq and is a predicted model, not a curated record. Bases 1 to 594 code for a protein of 197 amino acids. Gene Ontology annotation, cellular component: plasma membrane; cytoskeleton; cytoplasmic vesicle. Gene Ontology annotation, biological process: mitotic cytokinesis; regulation of cell shape; regulation of actin cytoskeleton organization. The transcript has 4 exons. NCBI's taxonomy places the organism in Eukaryota, Evosea, Eumycetozoa, Acytosteliales, Acytosteliaceae. Gene Ontology annotation, molecular function: protein kinase binding; GTP binding; GTPase activity.